AUGUUGAGCCGCGAGACUGUUGCCGGGGUUGCCUGCAGCUUCCUCGUGACGUACUACCGCGAGCUUGUAAAGGAGAAGGAGAUCGUCGGCCUCGUCGAGCUAUACGGGGAGUCCUCGCUCGUCACCUACGCCGGGUACAAUGAAGAGACCACCGUGAUUGCGCAGGGUCGGCAUGAGAUUGCGCAGCACCUCGGCAAGAUGGACGACGUGCUUGGCCGCCGCAAGGUGGAGGUGCGCUUUGCCGACUACACCCCGCUGCCGGGUGGAUGCAUCCACAUUGUCUGCCAGGGCAUCAUGUACCUCCGCGGCCACCGCAGAGGCUUCUUCCAGGUGUUUGUGUUGGCCCCGACCCAGUACCGUACCAGCACGUACCACAUCGCCAUGGACUACUUCCGCGUGAUGAUGGUGGAGGUGGAGCAGAUACCGGAGGACCGUAUCGUCAUGACCCCGGCGCAGGUCGCACAACACCUGCUGGAGGAGCACGAGCGCCGCAAACGCGCGGAGGAGGCCCGUGAGCAGAUGCGUCUACAGCAGGCGGCGGCGGAAGCAGCGGCAGCGGCGGCGGCGGCGGCUGAGACCCUUCGGCUGCAGCAGGCACGUGAGGAAAAGGGGCUUCGUCGUGAACGCGGCGACCGCCUUAACAGCAACAACAGCAAUAGCGGCUACGUUGGCGGCGCUAGCAACCGCAGGGAUCGCCCGGAGCGGAGUGAUGACCGGAGGGGCGAGCGCACGGACAUGCGGCGCCUCAACCGUAAUGAAGGGAACAGCAACAAAAACCCCCGGGCCGAGCGUGCAGAGCGCACCAACAGCAGGUACGACGACCGCAGCAAACAAAACGGGGAACGCCGUGACGGUGGGCGGGGGGAAGGAAGCGAAAAAUUGAAGCCGCGUGAGGAAAAGAGCGCGGCGGAGGAACUCUCCGCGCCACGACCCACACGCGCCUCGCGCGUUCGCGAGCAGCCCAACGCGGAGGCUGUUAAACCCGAAAACAGCGGCGGCAAACCUAACCUAAACAUGCCCGUUCCACGCUCAAGGGCGGCUCUGGAGAAGCGUGCCGACAGCAAGGCAGAGGGGGCGAAAAGCGACACAUACAAUAACGCCAACAAGAAGGAGGCCGCCGAAGCACAGCGAGGACCCGCAGCGUCGGCAACAGAGGAGACAGCGAAACCAAAAUCAGCAGUUGCCACGGAAGCAGCGGCUGCAGGUGAGGCGAGGGAUCCGGCACGGGCGCGCCCUCGUCCCAGCAGGAAGGGAAACACGGAGUAUGCUCGCCUUGUGCGGGUGCCGAAGUCCGUCAAGUUGUCUGACAUCAAAGAGGCGGUGGCAGCUGCCCUCGGCACGGACCCCCUUGACGCCUACUGGUACGGCCGCAACAGCGCUGACUGCGUGCUGCAGCUGCAUUCCUCUACAGCGGUGGAGCGGCUGGUGCAGGAUUCCAUGACGGUGCUGGAGAUGAAGAUGACGGUUGCGAAGUUCUACCCGUAG
This is a messenger RNA of Trypanosoma rangeli, 1485 nucleotides long. RefSeq lists its product as uncharacterized. Gene Ontology annotation, cellular component: nuclear pore central transport channel. The coding region runs from base 1 to 1485 and encodes 494 amino acids. Lineage: Eukaryota; Euglenozoa; Kinetoplastea; Trypanosomatida; Trypanosomatidae. The record is from RefSeq and is a predicted model, not a curated record. The transcript has a single exon. Gene Ontology annotation, biological process: nucleocytoplasmic transport.